Molecule: messenger RNA, 4420 nt
Organism: Trematomus bernacchii (emerald rockcod)
Lineage: Eukaryota; Metazoa; Chordata; Actinopteri; Perciformes; Nototheniidae
Gene: stim1a
Product: stromal interaction molecule 1a
Exons: 13
Coding region: 223-2238 (671 amino acids)
Biological process (GO): intracellular calcium ion homeostasis; store-operated calcium entry; activation of store-operated calcium channel activity
Cellular component (GO): plasma membrane; endoplasmic reticulum
Molecular function (GO): calcium channel regulator activity; calcium ion binding; protein binding
Source: RefSeq, a predicted model, not a curated record
UAAUAACCACGCACCCUGUGGCGUAGAGUAAGAGUAGCCCGCUGCCUUGCCACAUUCUGCGGCUUUUUCGGUCCAGUACGGUCGGGGGAAAGACCAGACCGAAAUCUCUCCUACGUUGGGAGUUCGCAGUGCUUCAAGGGUGACCAGGCGUCUGCUGCGAUGUUAACACAGAGCUGAAGCUACAGAUCUGCUGGCUCUGAUAGAUGACAGCACACACCAGUCAUGGAGUUCAACAAAUUGAAGACAUUGUGGAUAUUUUGCUUGUGUCUCGUUGGAAAAAGUUGGACUGAAAGAUCUACAUCAGACAAUCAUAUUGUUGAAAAUGGCGUGUCGGAUUUUUGUCGCAUCGAUGAGAAGCUUUGCAACGAUGAGAAUGAAGUUCUCAGCUACGAGGCGAUCCGUAGUAUUCACAAGCAGAUGGAUGAUGACGCAAACGGCAAUGUAGACGUGUCCGAGACAGACGGCUUCCUGAGAGAAGAUCUUAACUACCAUGACCCCAAGGCCAAGCACAACACCUUCCAUGGUGACGACCAGUUCAUCAGUGUGGAGGACCUGUGGAAGGCCUGGAAGGGCUCUGAAGUGUAUAAUUGGACAUUGGAUGAGGUGGUGGAAUGGCUCAUCACUUAUGUGGAACUGCCACAAUAUGUCGAGGCCUUUCGCAAGAUGAAUUUUAAUGGAAGCGUCAUGCCAAGGCUGGCUGUUAAGAACACCUCCCUGACGCUCUCUAUUCUGAAGAUCCUGGAUCGCAGCCACGUGCAAAAGUUGCAGCUCAAAUCUUUGGACACCGUGCUGUUUGGAGCACCCCUGAUGAAUAGACAUAGCCACUUGAAGGACUUCAUGCUGGUUGUGUCAAUAGUCAUUGGCAUGGGUGGCUGCUGGUUUGCCUUCAUCCAGAAUCGCUACUCUAAGGAUCACAUGAAGAAGAUGAUGAAGGACCUGGACGGCCUGCAGAGAGCUGAGCAGAGCCUGCAUGAUCUGCAACAGAAGCUGCAGAUCGCCCAAGAGGAGCACCGUACGGUAGAAGUGGAGAAGGUGAACCUGGAGCAGAAGAUGAGGGAUGAGAUUGACUCAGCCAAGCAGGAGGCCCAACGUCUGAGGGAGCUGCGCGAGGGCACAGUGAACGAACUGAGUCGCCAAAAGUAUGCAGAGGAAGAGCUGGAUCAGGUGCGCAUGGCGUUGAGGAAAGCAGAGAAGGAGCUGGAGUCCCGGAGCAGCUGGUCCCCUCCAGAGUCUCUGCAGAAGUGGCUGCAGCUCACCCAUGAGGUGGAAGUGCAGUACUACAACAUCAAGAAGCAAAAUGCUGAACGGCAGCUCCUGGUGGCCAAAGAAGGGGCAGAGAAGAUAAAGAAGAAGAGGAACACUCUCUUUGGGACUUUCCACGUGGCUCACAGCUCCUCUCUGGAUGAUGUGGACCACAAAAUACUGUCUGCAAAACAAGCCCUGGGUGAGGUGACGGCUGCUCUGCGUGAGAGGCUUCACCGUUGGCAGCAGAUCGAGAUCCUCACCGGCUUCACCAUCGUCAACAACCCCGGCCUCCCUUCUCUGGCCUCGUCCCUCAACCUUGAUGGCAGCCACUCGAGCGGCAGAGCGACGCCUCAGCACUUCAUGAUGUCUGAGGACAUGGACGACAUGGACGAGGAUUUCGUGCCUGGAACUCUGCAAUCUCCCAGUAUGAUGUCUCUGCGCCAACGCCACAUUGACCCCCAGUUGGCCAUGGGCUCCCAGAGAGACCUAAAUCGCUCGGACUCUGACUCCUCCCUGUCUCUCUCCCAAGUUGGUGAUCGGCUAUCUGCCUACAGCUCCAAAGGCCACCUUAUCAAGCCCGUCUCUCUCAUGCACAGCAUAUCUGGUCGGGCAGAUGACACCGUGUCUCUGCAUGCGUACACCCCCAACGGAGGGAACCGCAUUCUUGAGGUCAGUCCCGUAGAGCUUGGCCAUGACAGCCCAAUACUCAUGAAGAAGAUGUACGGCUUGGAGCAGAGUCCCACCCUGGCAGAGAUCCAAAGUAUGUCCGAGUCGUCCCGCUCCCUCAGCCCCAACUCCACUGAACCUGACACUCCGUCACCUACUGGGGGUCAACCAGGGGCCGUGGGGGCAAAGGCCAACACUCGCAUCCCGCAGCUGUCCUCCAAGAAGAGCCCGCUGGAGGAGGACAGCGGCUCUACUGGAGAAGACACAGAUUCCACUGCCAGCCGCAAGAAACACACCUUCAAGAUCUUCAAGAAACAGAGGAAAUAAGGGCUACAUGAACUACAGGGCUAUCAAUGCUGUGUGACUGUAUUCCUCUGGUCUGUUUUUGAGAAAAGUUUUAUGGGUUCUUUAAUGGUGAAAAGAUGGUACAAUUUGUUGCCGUUGCAUCUUUUGGUAGGUACGACACCUACUCUAAGAAACUGUGGGAGCAACCAGAUGUUCAGUUUUAUCUGCUUUUUGGUCAAUGUUCAAUAUGUGGGGAAUGGGUAAGUUUGUAUAUUGGAAUGUAAAGUAUUAUUUAUUCUGCAGGAAGUUGUGCCAGUCCCAAAGGCAAAUGUUUUGUCACCAGUUUUCUUUCUUGUUCCUAAAUAUUUAACAUGUUGCAUGUCUUCACUUUUGUUUGACUGGUAGGCUACUUGAAUGCUCUUAGUGUUUGCUUGGUUAUGUUGUUAACCUGCUUAGACAACACUUGAUGUUUCUUUUAUUACUACCUAACCAACUAGCCUACACGUUCAAAGUGAAUGUGCACCUCUUUGUUUCACUCAAUACUUAGUUUUUUAUCGAAGGUUACCAUUUUCCCUGUCUCUUCUGGCAGAGUAAAUGACACAAUCAAGAGAUCCUCAAACUGAAGAGUAGUCAAUACAAUCUCAAGAGUGGUACAACAGUGACAUAAAGAUCAUUUUGGGAACAGCAAUUUCAGCUAUUGGUUGAUUUAGAAAUAAUAUAGAUAUUAAUAAUGUGUAACAUUGGAUCUCAAGAUGUUUACAAUAAAGUCAAUUUCACUUUAACAAGUUACAAAAGGACCAUCAAAUUCCAGCAUUAGAUAUUUUGCUUUACUUUUAGUAUUUAGGUGUCGAGUGCAUGAGAGUGAGAGAAAUGCUUUGCUUUAAGUGUCUAGCUUUUAAAACAUGCCAACAAGUUUAACCACUGAUUCAUAUUUGGAAUAUCACGUUUCCUCAAUGGAGUAGGUAGUGAUCAACGUUUGUAGUUUCUCCGUCGAUUACCAAGAACAUCAUGACUUAUGAGACUGCGUGUUAUUGUGCUUUUAUUUAUCUUUGUAUUGAAUUUAAAAGUUACAUCAGAGAAAAAAGUACAUUAUAUACCGAGACAACAUAUAUAUCAAAGAUUUUAACACAAAAUACUAAAGCACAUGUUUACUGAACUAUUUGACAAAGAGUAAUCUUUUGUGUUUUAAGAUUUGGUUCAAGUUUACCGUUCCUUUUGGCUCCUGCUUUCCCCAGUCCUAUUGAUUUUGUUUAAAUAACUAUUUAGCUGAGAAUGAAAACUUCUCAGCAGUUUGUCGGUUUAAGAUGGGUGCUGGUAAGGGCUAUAGUUACCAGGCAAAUUAAUUUGCUCUGUUUGAUAUAAAUGUUUAAGUUCUAACUCCUUUACAAUUCACCUUUUAUGGAAGAUUUAGCUUAACGAGUCAUGUCAAAGUGCCAAAUCUAUCCAAACUGUCAGAAGCCUUUGUAUAUGUAGUGUGUGCGCCCCCUUUACAAAGAACACAUGCUUUAUAUGAACAGUGUGUAAUGUAUCUCCUGAGCUUCAAUGCUGAAUGUCAGAGGGUAAUGUUCCUGUAACAGUAUCAUCAGUACAAUAUGUUUACAUUUGUUACAGAUAAUUACUACUCUCAGAUUAUCGCAGCAAAAAACAUUGUGCCAGUUUUAAUAUUGACAGCUUCAUAUGAGCACAGAACUAUGCAUCAGUAGUUGUAGGUGAUUGCUAAAGUAGUAAGGACGCCAGUACACUUAGGGUGUUCCUGACCAAUGAACAACCAAAAAGUGCUGCAGACGACACAGUGGGCCUCGACGGCCUCAUAAUGUAACAGGUGGUCUAAAUGUAUACGACUUGUUUGAAUGCUUUAUUUUAGAAACCAGCAACAACAAAAAAAUGGAUUUCCUACUGGUACUUUUUUUUUUUUUAAAGUGUCAUUUGUACCUCUUUGCACGACAGAGCUGUUAAUGUUUUUGCCAUCUGAAUGUGUGCGUGUGUCUGUCUGCUCCGAGUAUAAUGCACUGUAUUGUUGAUGCAUGUCAAAUGCUGUAACAAACCUAUAUUGGGUCAAAAAGAGUUACCCACCCUACUUCUUCUUUCUCUUCAUUUUCAGCUUCUAUUUAUGAAUUCACACAGUAUAUUUGUACAGAGAAAAUGACAAUUUUGCAUCUUCUGUGAUGGUCUAGACUUUUACGGCACUCCUGCAUGAUAGCAAUAAACUAUUUUGAAUGAAAAA